CAGAAGAGUAGUCUAAAAUCUGGGUGUGCGCUCGAAAUUGGGAAAUAAUUUUAAAUUCUAUUGUAGAUGUUAAGAUCUGUUUGAAGUGCCGCGAUCCGGUGUUGUAUUUGGAAAGUGCCAACAUGGCUGUAUAUGAGUCAUUGAAGUCAGCUGCAAAAACAUCGUUGUUCUUUGCAUUAUUCUGUGCGCUACUGCCAGUGUUCCUUAUCAGUUAUGCAAUUGUUUCAACGACAAGGAAAUUAUGGAUUGCGUUUUUGGCAAAUCGAUAUCCCUACCUUAAAUUCGCUAAAACAAACAACAUUCGAAGUUUAGUUGACACCUCACGGAAUCCAGGAGUAUUCCACGUACUAUUACAAGUUGAAGGAAAUUUAAAAUAUAUUUAAAUAGGAUAUUGCGAUACACAUGCGAUCAAAGCGAAGUUCAUCGAUCACGUGCUUGGUAGACGAGACCAAGCCAAUCGUUUGUGCUUUCCACGGUUGAAAUUUCCACUUAUUUCUUGCUGGGGACAAUACGCGUUUGUAAAGAAGACUAAAGAUUUCAACAUCGACAAUCACAUAAUUCUGUCUCCAUCUUUACAUCGAGGUAGACCGCUAACGGAAGCGAAUUUGCAGGAUUAUGUGAGCGAGAUCAUUUCUAAGUACAUGCCGCCGGAUAUUCCACCAUGGCAGAUAUUCUGCAUUCCUAUGAUUUCUGGAAAUCCUGCUAGUGGUUCAGCAGAGUGUGACAGUGGAGCCCCCUAUUAUUAUCUCCUUUAUAGAAUACACCAUUUACUUUUGGAAGAACAGAACAGUCUCAGGAUUUCGGAUCUGCUACUAAUCGAUGCUCAUAACAGUUUCGGAGUAAAUGAAGGAACAGUUUCGGAAUGUAAUUCGAUAUUCGCUAAUUUGAUGGAAGGACCUGUUCAUUUACAACGAAUUUGGAGAGAUUUAUGCAGUACGAUUACUAACAGAUGGAAUGAAUUCGUGUACCAACAUGAUCCAUUGGAAUCACCGGACAUUGAACGCAAACAUAUUGCCGGUAUCAAACAACUGAUUUCGGUUAUAUUGAUAGGUGCGGUGAACGUGGUUUCUGAUUUUUGGAAAGUUUUUUGGAAGAUCUCGGAUAGUCCUUUAAUGAAAAUUGAUAUCUUAAAAUCAUUAAUCGAUCGUGAAAUUCAAAAAAGAAAUCUCAAUCUAGGCACAAUUUGGAAUGCCAUCAUUCUUUCGUUAGAUCCUAUCAAUGUGAUAAAGGAGUUGACAUUUAUCAUAUGGAAAAUUGGAGCUACACUGACGCUUAUGGUGCCGUGGUACGUGUUUAGAGAAAUCGAAGCAGCAAGGAUAUAUAUUUUGAUGAAGAAACUCAAACGGAACACUCUGGUUGGAUUUCUUCUCGAAUAUGUGCCAUUUUUUUGUGGCGGAUUAAUGGAAUAUUGGAAAGGAUGUAAACUAUUGUACACAGCUCCCAAGAUUGUAUACGAAGAAUUAUUCGAGUACCGAUCUAGUAUAGAACAUUAUCUACAGAAUGUAUCACUUUGUGGAAGAAAAGUUGUCUCGUGGUCCGAAAAGAUAAAAACCGAUGAUCUCAGAGUGAACUUUGUAGAACAAGUAACAACCAAAAAAUCAGGAACAACACACCAGAAAGUUAUAUCCCGACCACCCAGUGAAACCGAAAUUCUUUUAGCCAUCAUGUCGAAAUCGUUACAUGCGCUAUGCCAGGAAGGUGAUGGAAAAACUCCUGCUCAGGUCCAAAUUAGUGCCCGUUGCAUGGUGGAGGAUUAUUUACUUGGAUCUACGCAUUAUUUUGCCGGAAACAGUGGAUUUGUCUCGUUAAAUUUGCCCAUGGUGAUGGACAACAGGAAACUUCUCCGAGCAAUUCGAACAUCUAUAACAAAGAUGCGCAAGCAGCAAGGCAUGCUCAAUUUUUUAACCGUAGUACAACUGAGAAACGACUUUCUGACAGAUGCUCUUCCGGUGGUUGUAAUGAAACUAUUGAUGAAUUUUCUCUCCAGACGAUUCGCUUUGACAGUCACGGAAGUAAUCGAAAACUAUCCUGCUGGCGAACGAAAGAAUUUAUUGGGACAUACUAUAAAGGAUUUAAUUUACUUUAGGCCACCUCAAUCGAAUACCAGUGUUUCCAUUACGAUACAAACAUUCAACGGAGAAGUUCGGUUUGCAUGUAUGGCCGAUUCAAAUAUAAGUCCAAAGCACCUUGCUUUGACUUCCAGUUUUCGGAAGCAUUUGAAUGAUUUAAUUUGAAAGGAUUACAGAACGGAUUCUUUAUUUUUAAACCAAUAAACAAAA
This is a messenger RNA of Malaya genurostris, 2279 nucleotides long. RefSeq lists its product as uncharacterized. Gene Ontology annotation, biological process: triglyceride biosynthetic process. The transcript is spliced from 5 exons. The record is from RefSeq and is a predicted model, not a curated record. Gene Ontology annotation, molecular function: diacylglycerol O-acyltransferase activity; long-chain-alcohol O-fatty-acyltransferase activity. Gene Ontology annotation, cellular component: plasma membrane. NCBI's taxonomy places the organism in Eukaryota, Metazoa, Arthropoda, Insecta, Diptera, Culicidae.